AUGGAAGAUUUCCUUCCCUUCCCUUUCGAGGAGUGGGUCCAGGAACCAGAGGUCAUAAUUGGUCUGGUGAUGGCUGCAGUUGCUCCAGUGGCUGUACCGGCAUUGAUAUGUUCCGAAUUUUGGUUCAGUGGCGGCUCGUCAGAUGGCGUGCACAAGGACACAGCAUACUAUCAAGAAGUUGUGCGGACUACUGCGCUUCUUUGGGAAGGCAGCUGUGUCUUCCUCUUGGUGUAUGGUUGUGUCCAAUAUACAACGGUUGGUGCCAUGAUCGGAGUGUUCUUCUAUUCCCUUGUACGGUCGAUUGCGAUGACUAUAGUGACCUAUGCUCGGGUGAAGAACGAAAACAACGGGCACGGCGUGACAGAUGAGCCACUAGAGCCCGUCAGUGUGUACACGGACAUUGAGGCCGGCACGUUCCUGAAGUGUGCAAGCGUGUUUGUGCUUCAGAUGUUGCUCUAUGUUUUGCUGCUACGGUGGAUAGCCUCGAAGUCCUUUUCCGAAGAAGAAACAACAGAGCCAGAGUUGCUGCGGUAUGCAGCAGGCUCCGUUGUUGCCACUGUGCAGCGCGUGAUGAGCCAAGGGUUCCACUCAGGCGAGCUAAAGCCAUUUUGGAUGACAUACUUCUUCAGUUGUCACGGACAAUAUCGUCGACACUAUCACUACCCCAAGAUGCGCUUACUCAUGUCGUGGAUCGUGAAUGAUAUCCUUUUCACUACGGUAUUCUUGCUCUUGCCACUCGUGACCAUGGGUUCUGACAACGACAUGGAGUUUGUCAAGGAUUGCACUGCCGUUCUUUUCAUAUCCCAAUUCGACAGCUUUGAGGCAGACAUUGGUGAAGGGCAUUAUUUGCGAGCAGAGCGUGAAGACAAGGACGAGAAAGGAGGUAAAGACACAGUUCCCACAGAGCUUGCAACGCACACGGCAGAAGCCGUUUCGGACCAAGGCACUGAACUGGAAGAGCAAACUGGAGUCAAGCAUGCCAAGGUUGAGACAAAGAGCAGCAUGUAG
Messenger RNA from Symbiodinium sp. CCMP2456, 1008 nucleotides. Lineage: Eukaryota; Dinophyceae; Suessiales; Symbiodiniaceae. The record is from the annotation of a GenBank genome assembly.